CGAAGAGUUGGCAGCACUGACCAGCUGUGCGAGUUGAAAAAUUUGUUGUUAAAUCGAGUAAGAAUUAUUUGCUUAUAUUGGAAAGAUGGCAAACGAAAUGGCCCACCGGAUGAGGGCAAUCAAGUGCCCCACGGACGAACUAUCACUGACCAACAAGGCGAUUGUGAACGGAUCCGAUUUCACCGAGGAGGUCAAAUAUGUGGACAUCUCGACGGGCCCGGGACUGCACUUUAUAUUUGCGCUGGAGAAGAUUAGCGGGGCGGAGUUGCCGCGCGGCCACGUCGGUUUUUCGCUGGUCCAAAGAAAGUGGGCCACGCUCUCGAUUAACCAAGAGAUAGAUGUCCGGCCGUACCGGUUCGAUGCCAGCGCGGAUAUCAUCACCCUAGUGUCCUUUGAGACGGACUUCCUGCAGAAAAAGACCACCACGCAGGAGCCGUAUGACUCGGACGAGAUGGCCAAGGAGUUCCUCAUGCAAUUUGCUGGCAUGCCCCUGACCGUAGGACAAACGCUUGUGUUUCAGUUUAAGGAUAAAAAGUUUUUGGGUCUCGCAGUGAAAACCCUGGAGGCUGUCGAUCCUAGAACAGUGGGAGAUGCCGCACCCAAGGCCAGGAAUGUGCGUUUCGGUCGCAUUCUGGGUAACACUGUGGUGCAGUUCGAAAAGGCUGAGAACUCUGUGCUGAAUCUGCAAGGACGCUCCAAAGGAAAGAUCGUCCGCCAGUCGAUCAUUAAUCCAGAUUGGGAUUUCGGCAAGAUGGGAAUAGGUGGCCUGGACAAGGAGUUUAAUGCAAUAUUCCGGCGAGCCUUUGCGUCGCGCGUCUUCCCACCGGAGCUGGUCGAGCAGCUUGGAAUUAAGCAUGUGAAGGGCAUUCUCCUGUACGGACCACCUGGUACGGGCAAGACCUUGAUGGCGCGACAGAUUGGAACCAUGCUGAAUGCCCGCGAGCCAAAGAUUGUUAACGGUCCGCAGAUCCUGGACAAAUAUGUCGGCGAGUCGGAGGCAAAUAUCCGACGCUUAUUCGCGGAAGCCGAGGAGGAGGAGAAGCGCUUGGGACCCAACAGUGGCCUGCACAUCAUCAUUUUCGACGAAAUCGAUGCUAUUUGCAAGGCUCGUGGCUCAGUGGCUGGAAACAGCGGUGUCCAUGAUACGGUGGUCAACCAACUGCUGGCCAAGAUCGAUGGUGUGGAGCAGUUAAACAAUAUUUUAGUGAUAGGUAUGACCAACAGGCGGGACAUGAUCGAUGAGGCACUGCUGCGACCCGGACGCUUGGAAGUCCAAAUGGAGAUUAGCCUGCCAAAUGAGCAAGGACGCGUCCAGAUCCUCAACAUUCACACCAAGCGGAUGCGAGACUUUAACAAGAUCGCCAGCGAUGUGGACAACAAUGAAAUUGCCGCCAGGACAAAGAACUUUAGCGGUGCAGAGCUGGAAGGAUUGGUCAGAGCAGCUCAAUCCACGGCUAUGAAUCGACUAAUUAAGGCGGACUCCAAGGUUCAUGUGGAUCCCGAGGCCAUGGAAAAAUUAAAAGUAACCCGCUCCGACUUCUUGCACGCCCUGGAAAACGACAUCAAGGCCGCCUUUGGAACCGCCCAGGAGAUGCUGGAGAAUAUGCUGGCCCGCGGAAUUAUCAACUGGGGACCACCGGUCACCGGACUCCUAGAGGACGGUCUACUAUCUGUACAGCAAGCCAAGGCCACCGAGGUCUCGGGACUGGUGUCUGUACUGAUCGAAGGAGCCCCCAACUCUGGGAAAUCAGCCCUGGCCGCCAAUCUGGCCAAGAUGAGCGACUUUCCGUUCGUGAAGGUCUGUUCACCGGAAGAUAUGGUAGGUUUCACCGAGUCUGCCAAGUGCCUGCACAUCCGCAAGAUAUUCGACGACGCCUACCGCUCCACGUUAAGCUGCAUUGUGGUGGACAAUGUGGAGAGAUUGCUAGACUAUGGCCCAAUCGGACCACGGUACUCCAAUCUCACGCUGCAGGCCUUGCUGGUGCUCCUCAAGAAGCAGCCGCCCAAGGGCCGCAAACUUCUCAUCCUGUGCACUUCCAGCCGGCGAGACGUUCUCGAAGAGAUGGAAAUGCUGCCGGCCUUUACAUCCGUGCUUCACGUCUCCAAUCUCUCAAGUCCGGAGCAUGUUCUUGCUGUGCUGGAUGAUUCGGAUUUUUUCAGUCCGGAGGAACUGCAGAGUAUUGCAAGGAAAAUGGCCGGAAAGCGAGUGUGCAUCGGCAUCAAGAAGCUGCUGGCCCUCAUCGACAUGGUCAGGCAAUCGGAACCCCAUCAGCGGGUGAUCAAGUUUCUCAGCAAAAUGGAGGAGGAGGGCGGCUUGGAUUUAGUGUCCAGAACGGACUAGCUACCGCCCAUUUCCGAGCUGAGGCUAUCCGUUGUGGAGCUAAACGAUGCCUUUUAAAACCCAAGUGUACAUUCCAUACACAGCAUCAAUCAGCGGGGGUGGGUCGACUUGAUUGCCAAGAAAUUAAAAGCUCAAUAAUAAAUGGUUUAAGAAAAAGAAUUCCGAUUCAUAAGGCUGUUCUACAAUUGCAAUUAAAAAUUAAAAUUUGAACAACAAAAUCACUAAAAUUCUCAAUAUAAAUUAAUUUUCAAGUUCCUUACUACAUGUAAAAAGGUUUUUACAAAAGACUCUUGAUAAAAUGGCAUAAUUCCAACGAACUUUCAAGUUUUGCAGUUUCAAACCAAACUCACUGAAUCGGCGAUUCACUGAUUUUACAGUUUGAAACAUAAAAACUUGACUGAUUUUUUGGAAAUGUGGAAUUUUAUUAAGACUUGUUUUCUGUAAAAUAUAUUUAAUAUACAUAUUUCUUAUGAUUUUUCUAAGGCAAAACAAAGUCGAUCCACCCUAGAGCACCUAUUAUUUGUAAUAUUUUUUCAGUUUAUAAAUAUGAUUAACAAGGAGCUAGGGCUUUGUGGCUCAUCCUCAGUCCCGAGUGUAAUUAAUUAUCCUUUAGCUUUAUGUGACUAUUACAACAAUUUACCGUCUUAGUAACGUUUUAUUAAAACUAUACAAAAGCACAAACAACCUGAGCAUGCAUACAUUUGACUUCAUUGACUUGCUGGAAUACUUGUUUAAACCAACGAACUUUUAACUAAGGAUCAAGACACAAAACCUCCAAUUUAGAUACCGCAAAAUAGUUACGCACAUAAAUAUACAAUUUUAUACAAAUCACAUGUAUUUUGUACGGUUUUACAAAAGCUGAUCUUAUUGACAGAGAUGAGAACCAAACCGCAACCGACUUGAAAAUGGUAUAUCCAAAAAUGAUGUCAUAUUGCCAAUGACACGUACAUUUUAAAUGAUAAAACAAUGAAACGCCGUUUAGAUGUUUAAAUGUUUUUUACAUAUGUGGUGUAUUUUGUACAUUUUAUAAUUGAUUUCAGAUAAAAACAAGUUCAGAAAGUAAAAGAAUGAAAUCCGAAAAUGUUUAAGAAUUCAUUUGAAGGAAAUUGGAAAGAAUUAAAUGAAGAAUUAUUGAAUGCAGAGGCUAAAAGUAUUCAAAUUUUAUGAUACCCAUUGCACAAUAUGGAAUAAGUUCAAGUAUUAUUGUAUCCUGCUAGAGAAUUUCCCUAAUUAGGAAUGUAAAUUGAUUUUAAUAUGAUCACAGCACGAAUGUAUUUCUUUUUAAGAGCAGUUUUUAAUGGUUUUCUGUAAGCAAAAAAAAUAUAAUAAAUAUAAUAAGUAAGUAACUAGAUCAAUUUCGGUUUCAAAACUAACGUACGAAGGUUUAGGUCUCGACUUGUGGUUGCAAAAUCCGAUUGAAGCUUUUUUCGAUCACUGAUCGAUCAAGCAAAUAUAUGUAUGAAAAGUAAUAUAUAAUAAAGAAAUAUGGAUGUGACAUUAUUGUAUUAUUUGAUGGAAUAACGGUCCCAAUUAGAUGUGUACUGAGAUGGUAGAUAAUUUCUUUAAAUGAAUAUGUUUUGAGUAUAUUUUAACAGAGUUAUAAAUAAAUGGAGUUGAGUACUAA
Messenger RNA from Drosophila kikkawai, 3965 nucleotides. RefSeq names its product N-ethylmaleimide-sensitive factor 2 (gene Nsf2). Gene Ontology annotation, biological process: SNARE complex disassembly; intra-Golgi vesicle-mediated transport; Golgi to plasma membrane protein transport. Gene Ontology annotation, cellular component: Golgi stack. Gene Ontology annotation, molecular function: ATP hydrolysis activity; ATP binding. Lineage: Eukaryota; Metazoa; Arthropoda; Insecta; Diptera; Drosophilidae. The record is from RefSeq and is a predicted model, not a curated record.